Molecule: messenger RNA, 476 nt
Organism: Gongylonema pulchrum
Lineage: Eukaryota; Metazoa; Nematoda; Chromadorea; Rhabditida; Gongylonematidae
Source: the annotation of a GenBank genome assembly
GGAAUGAAUGGAAUCAGAUUGACUUUAUCGGUUAUCAAGUUUCAAAUCAGUGUGCUGCUCUCACCGAAGCAAACCUGUUAUGUCCAACAUCACAUCCUGAAUUGGCUUAUUUACGCGAAACUCCACUAACACCAACGCAAUACAUCACUGAUGUUCAAUACAUGGAGAAGAAUGAAUAUGGUGUGGAAACACGUAAAGACGGUCGUCCGAUGCCUGUUGAAUAUUUGCUUGAUGCUAAAGCUGUCGGGCAAUAUAUAGCGGAAUUUUCGAAUAAUCAAUUCAUUGAAUUAGCCACAAAUUUCCAUUUCCUGCUUUUCCUGCUUAAUAAUAAUAUUGUUAAAUUUUCUAAGGAAGAAGUGAAAUCGCUUUGUGAAAUUGUUCAACAACAGGAUCGUGGUAAAGCAAUGGAUUGGGCAUCCAGUAAUGAGAACUGGGCAACUCUUUCCACAAUCUGUUUUCAUGCAGUUGAAGGUUAG